GUCCAACCAUCCUGAACUCAGAACCUGAAUGAAACAGGGAGAAGGUCCAACGGGAAGGUCACGGUCAGGUCAGUGAUGGAGCUGAAGGUCUGGGUGGACGGGGUCAUCAGGGUGGUCUGUGGUCUUUCUCUGAACACUUCCUGUCAGGAGGUCGUUAUCUCUCUCGCACAGGCGACUGGCCAGACUGGUCGGUAUGUUUUGAUCAGGAACUUUCGAGGAUUGGAGCGACCUCUGGUUGCUGAUGACUGUCCCAUGCACAUGCUGGCUCAGAUGGGUCAGCUGGCUGCAGAGGUCCACUUCAUCCUGCGGAGAACUGGUCCCAGCCUCAGUGACGGUCCAUACAAACCCACCAAAGAGAGCCAUCCUCUCCUGGUGGUGCCCUCAGAACCAAAGCUGUUUAAGCAUAAGGGUCCUCAGAAAGCUCUCACAUUCAAUUUGGGUGCCUCAACUCUUCCCAGGAGGACUAAACCCAGCAGGAACUGGUCUCCAACUCUGGGAGAAUCAGCAGAAGUACAUGCUUCUCCUGGUACUUUCCAGGAUUGCCCCGACUCUGUGAAAAAACCUCCCUAUGAUCCUCAGAAUGAGGAGAUGUUCAGGCAGAUCCUGCAACAGCAGAAGAUGCUACAUGACCUGGAGGUUCAGAUUGAAGCUUUGGAGAAGGAUACAGAAUUAUGGGAGCAGAAUGUCACAUCCUCUCCAGUUCCAGAUCCAACUCCAGACCUAACAGAGAACCUGCAACAGCUGGAGUUUCGGCUGAAGCAGUAUGAGGUGGAGAUGAUGUAUGGAGAAAACUGGGAGGCGGAGCUGAAGGUGGAAAUGGAACGAGAACAAGAAAUGCAGAGACGUCUCCAACAGAUACACUCAUCUAUAGACGAUCAGAGCUACGAGAUCAAGGUGUUACAAACCCGCACUGAUCACCUGGAGCAGGACUUACAAGACCGAGCCCAGACCAACAGCCAGAGUCCUGAGGAGGAGGGGGUCCGGCUGACAAACGAGGCCCUGAAGUCCCUGACGCAGGAGCUCCAUAACCGGCUGCAGCUGGGAGAAGAUCUGGACACCGCGUUAGCAGAGACAGAGUGGAACCUGCAGACUGCAGAAGAAAGGAUAAAGGGCAGAUUGGAGAUGAUCGAUGGGCUCAACAAGGAGCUGAGACAGUGUGACCUGCAGCAGUUCAUCCAGCAGGCUGGUGUAAACCCUUACUCUGAUCAGGUGAACCCGUCGCCUGUGAAAGAAGUCAACCUCAGCAAGGCUCGCAUCAGGAAGUAGGAGCAGCCGAGGCAUUAGUAGGACACAGAUGGAGGUCAGAAGUCCUGUCAAGAUACCGCUGUGUGUGUGUGUGUGUUUGUGUAUAUGUUGUUAGUUUGAUUUGCCAAAAAGUGUGAAAAUAAAUUAAGUGGAUAUAAAAAUAUGUAUCUAUCUGAAUCUUCAGACAUGUAAUGUCAAUAUCUAUAUGUAAAAAUAAAGUUUUUUUUUUUUUUUA
Molecule: messenger RNA, 1480 nt
Organism: Girardinichthys multiradiatus
Lineage: Eukaryota; Metazoa; Chordata; Actinopteri; Cyprinodontiformes; Goodeidae
Product: ras association domain-containing protein 8-like
Exons: 6
Coding region: 76-1266 (396 amino acids)
Biological process (GO): signal transduction
Source: RefSeq, a predicted model, not a curated record